AUGGUAAUUGCAUUAUCUGUGAAGAAUAAGUUAGGCUUUAUAGAUGGAUCCAUUUCGCCCCCUGAAAAUUCUAGUGAUAUGCUUAAUGCAUGGAUCCGCAACAAUAACAUGGUAAUUUCAUGGAUUCUCAAUUUGGUGUCAAAGGAAAUAUCAGCAAGCGUGAUAUAUUCUGAUGCCUAUUUCACCAAGCUGAAAACUAUUUGGGAAGAGCUUAGCAACUAUAGGCCUUUAUGUUCGCGUGGCAAAUGUGUAUGUGGUGGAAAUAAAAAGCUCGUAGAACAUUACCAAAUGGAGUAUGUUAUGUCAUUCUUGAUGGGAUUACAUGAGUCCUUUGCUCAAAUAAGAGGUCGACUGCUGCUAAUGGAUCCAAUUCCACCAAUUAAUAAGGUUUUUGCUCUUGUUGCACAAAAGAAGAAUCAAAGGAAAUUGAAUGCUAAUGUUGAUAUUUCCAACAUUAAUGAGUCAAUGGCCUUUCAUGUUAAAAAUGAGCCCAGGAAGUCGACUGCAGGACAACAAAUGAACAAGUUUAAGAAGACGGAGAGACCUAGGUGCACAUACUGUGGAUACACCGGUCACGUUGUUGAUAAAUGUUACAAACUUCAUGGCUUUCCUCCUGGAUAUAAACCUAAGGAAAGGGCUGGAAGAUCAAGUAAUCAAGCCAACUGUGUUGUGGCGGGUUUGAUUUCAGAUUUAGACCAAACACAACAUAAGGUUGGGGAUUUCAUGCAAACAUUGAAUGCUGCUCAAUAUCAACAUUUACUAAGCAUAUUGAAUGAUCAUCUCACUGCUGCAAAGUUUGAAACACAAGAAGAAGCUGUUCCCGAUCAAAUUACAGGUACUUGUCUUUCUAUUUCAUUCAAACCAAUGUUGAAUUCACCCAGAAUUUGGGUAAUUGAUUCUGGAGCUACAAGCCAUAUUUACUCAAGCCUUUAUGCCUUUAACACAAUGAGACCUGUCCAGAAUGCAUCAGUGACUCUCCCCAAUAAUGUAAAAAUUCCUAUCCAAUACAUUGCAAACAUGAAAUUGUCACUUGAAUUUGUUCUUGAAGAUGUACUGUUUGUGCCUCAGUUCAAAUUCAACCUUAUAUCAGUAAGCUCUUUGACAAGAAAGUCCUCAUUGAGCAUUACAUUCCUUACUGAUACGUGUGUUAUUCAGGUUUUGCCAACAAUGAAGAUGAUUGGCAAGGGUGAAAGGGCUGAAGAUCUUUAUAUCAUUGAUACCGGUUGCUUUAAUUCAAUGCACAAUAAUGUUGUUAGUUUUGAUUUUUCAUGUAAUUCUGUACGAUCAUCAGGCAAUAUAAAUAGCCAUAUUUGGCAUCAUAGACUUGGGCAUUUAUCUUUUAAGAAACUAGACAUGAUGAAAGAUUUGUUAAAGUUCGAUGUGAGGAAGAAAGAUUUCCAUAUUCCAUGUCAUGUAUGCCCUUUGGCCAAACAAAGAAGACUUUCAUUCGUCUCUAAUAAUCAUCUGUCUCAUGCUGCCUUUGAUUUAAUUCACUGCGAUGUUUGGGGCCCUUGCAAUGUGGCUACACAUGCUGGUUACAAAUAUUUCUUGACAUUGGUAGAUGAUUGCACGAGAUCUGAUAAUGCUAAGGAGUUGAUGUUCUCAGAUUUUUUUACUACCAAAGGUGUAAUUCAUUAG
Messenger RNA from Olea europaea var. sylvestris, 1638 nucleotides. RefSeq lists its product as uncharacterized. The coding region runs from base 1 to 1638 and encodes 545 amino acids. Lineage: Eukaryota; Viridiplantae; Streptophyta; Magnoliopsida; Lamiales; Oleaceae. The record is from RefSeq and is a predicted model, not a curated record. The transcript has 3 exons.